AUGGACGAGGCCUGCACCGAGAAGCCUCCAAAGGAGAAUCCAAAGCAGUUCCUCCAGAGGAUGAAGGGCAAGAGCGUUGUUGUUUCCCUGAAGUGGGGGCAGUCCUACGAAGGCGUUCUUGUCAUGUCAGACAACUAUUUCAAUAUACUUCUUGACAAAUGCAUUGAGAAGGAUGGAGAAGCAAGUAUGGAGGUUGGAGAGGUUUCCAUCAGAUGCAACAACAUCAAAAGCAUAUCUGAGGGAUGA
Encephalitozoon hellem ATCC 50504 is the source of this 246-nucleotide messenger RNA. RefSeq names its product Sm-like ribonucleoprotein. The transcript has a single exon. Gene Ontology annotation, molecular function: RNA binding. NCBI's taxonomy places the organism in Eukaryota, Fungi, Microsporidia, Unikaryonidae. The coding region runs from base 1 to 246 and encodes 81 amino acids. The record is from RefSeq and is a predicted model, not a curated record. Gene Ontology annotation, biological process: mRNA splicing, via spliceosome; spliceosomal snRNP assembly. Gene Ontology annotation, cellular component: catalytic step 2 spliceosome; U1 snRNP.